Messenger RNA from Branchiostoma belcheri (Belcher's lancelet), 618 nucleotides. RefSeq lists its product as uncharacterized. The record is from RefSeq and is a predicted model, not a curated record. Lineage: Eukaryota; Metazoa; Chordata; Leptocardii; Amphioxiformes; Branchiostomatidae. The coding region runs from base 30 to 461 and encodes 143 amino acids. The transcript has 3 exons.
CCGGCUUGUAUCGUACAAGGACCCCGACCAUGGGCACCGGACUAACAACGCUCUUCCUAGCACUUCAACUACUGCUAUUCCUCCACCUGAGCGAGGGCGGACGAAAUCGGCCUGCCGCUAGGAAACAAUACUUUUACAACUGCUUCCCACCAUGGCACCAACAUUGCCAAACGAGUGGAUCUGCCAUCUUAAGAAGGCGUACUGGUGGCAAGCCGGUCAGGAGGCGCCCCCUACCGGAGUUGGACGCCUCCGCGGCGGCUGAGGACCGCUUCGCCCACCGAGCCGGGGACCUUCAGGAGUGGCUGUCCGGCGGAACGUUCACCCUCCCCCGAGAGACUGACGGUGAUGGUUCCGGUAAUGACCGCGUUGCGGCGAUGGGUCCGACCCUGCGCCGUCAGAUCCUGAACCGCAUCGCCGAACUCAAGAUUCGCUCCCAGCGGCCCAACAACGAAGAACAGUGAUGGCACACUGAGCACGGAAACAAUCCCUUCUUUUACUGCCACAUAACAAGAUAUUUAUGAGAUUUGACAACAGAGACAACGUAUGAUUUUUAAAGAGGUCAACCCUAGGAAGUUAGAAUUUAGAGUGAGCAUUUUUUUACGAAGUUUAUUUAUUAAA